Messenger RNA from Myxocyprinus asiaticus (Chinese sucker), 1575 nucleotides. RefSeq names its product vacuolar protein sorting-associated protein 37D-like. The coding region runs from base 157 to 1014 and encodes 285 amino acids. NCBI's taxonomy places the organism in Eukaryota, Metazoa, Chordata, Actinopteri, Cypriniformes, Catostomidae. Gene Ontology annotation, cellular component: ESCRT I complex. The transcript has 4 exons. Gene Ontology annotation, biological process: protein targeting to membrane; protein targeting to vacuole; ubiquitin-dependent protein catabolic process via the multivesicular body sorting pathway. The record is from RefSeq and is a predicted model, not a curated record.
CUGCUGUGGUCUCUGUGCAUUGUCUUCUCUGCAAUCAGUGGUGCGCCUUCAUGCCGACGACAGUUUCUCCAGCACCACUCCCGUGUUCAGCAUGAGCAAAAUGGAAGUUAAUUGCCAGCUAAACGGAGUUGUUUAGUGUGUCUCAGCGGGACAAGAAUGUCCCAGAAAAGGGACUUGAACUCUUACCCAGAUGGGUACAGGGUCCUCAAUACCAGUGAACUACAGGAGCUCCUACAAGAUGAAGACAAAAUAAAUCAGGUCGUGCGACUCAGUGAAAAGUUCCAGGAGCUACAGCUGGACAGGGAAACCUUGUUAGUGACCAAUCGGAGUCUUGCAGAAAAAAGCCUGUCACGCCGCCCGCACCUUCAGAAUGGCAAGCUCCAGUUGGCUGCAAAGUACGAGAAGCUCGCAAAGCUGUCCACUGCCUGCAGGGAAAAGCAAAGCCGACUUGAGGCCUUCACACAGAAGCACAGCCCUCAGACUGCCCACAAUCUACUCCAGGAGGAGGUUGCACGUGCUGAAGAACAGUCUGAGGAGUUGCUGGAGAGAUUCAUGGAGGGCCACAUGUCCCUUGAGGUAUUCCUGGAUUCCUUUCAAAGCCACAGGAAGACGUACCAUAUCCGCCGCGCUCAAGCCGAGAAGCUCCAGGAGCUAAGCCGACCCGAGAAGAAACCGAAGAAACAAAAAGAGGAGCCAAAGAGGGAGGAGGAGCUUAAAGAGUCCCGCCCCAACGGCAUUGCCGCUCACGGCCCUCCCCGUGUAUUCCAGCUCCGAUACGGUCUGACCCCGGCCAUCCUGUUGCCCCUCUCCUCUUCUUCUGCUUCAGUCCUACCUCCUCUGGACUCACGCUCAGGCCAGUCUCAGGCCUCGGGGCCUGGGGCCCCUCACUCUUGCCCUGGGCAGCCUGUCGGGUUGAGAGUAAUAGGACAGUUACCUGGCUGGCCGGUGAGACCGGUCCGAUUGCAACAGCUGUACAGACCCAAUCCCCAUCCGUCUGAACCACCGUGUCGAUAACAGCUAGCACUGUGAAUUCGGUAUGAAAGCAAAGUCCGAGGUCAUCUGCCGUGUCCGCAAUUUACGCAAAGAUCACGUGAAGCCUUCAUUGAGUCAAUAUAAAGUGGCUCCAAAAAGUAUUUUGACACUCAAGUCACACUAAAAAAUAUCUGAAUUUCAAUGCAUUAGAUAUCAAACCAGGUGGCAUCUGCGAACAAAUGAUGCUAGAGCUUUUCUCAGAAUUGUCCAAAUACUUUAGGGGCCACUGAAUAAAAAUGAUGCUGCCAUGAAAUCAAAAACUCAUGUACCCAAAAAGGGAGGAGAUCGGAAAGCCAUAAAGUAUUUGUUAAUGUUGCUUGUCAUUGUCGCUUGUACGUUUAAUUAAUUUGUUUUGUAUUUGUGAUGGUUAGGUCUGGACAUGGCAGAUGUUUAGCUGCUGUCUGUAUGAGGGAAGUGGCCUGUUUCAUGAGAAAAAAAACACUGCAUUUUGACUGGAAGGUCUUUUAUGAGGCUUGUGAAAUGGCACCUUUUUGUAAUGUUGAUGGUGUUCAAUAAAGUCUAAUCAUGAUGUUUAUUAUAAGC